Molecule: messenger RNA, 1470 nt
Organism: Carassius carassius (crucian carp)
Lineage: Eukaryota; Metazoa; Chordata; Actinopteri; Cypriniformes; Cyprinidae
Gene: cavin4b
Product: caveolae associated protein 4b
Exons: 2
Coding region: 310-1266 (318 amino acids)
Biological process (GO): regulation of gene expression
Cellular component (GO): caveola; cytoplasm
Source: RefSeq, a predicted model, not a curated record
UUUCGUGCCUCCUUCCAACCCCUCUGCCCUCUUUUCCAAUCAAUCCCUGUGUGCCUGGCCUUUGAACCUUGUGUUCCCUAUAUACAGGAAGGGUGGAGCUUCUAUAUUCUCCAGAACAUCCAUGAAGAUCCAGUCAGAGGCCGAGUCUGUCACAUCCAAGCGUCUUCCAGGGCCCACCACGGCCCCACGAUCCAGCAACCCACCCCAUAAUCUAAUACCCCCUUGUGCACCAACAGAAAUCCACCAAAGCAGGACCUGAGACCUUCAGCAGUUCUAUUCUAGGGUCCUCUCUGGGUAACAAGGACAAGCAUGGCUGACAAACUGGGACUGGCAGGUGUGGUGGACGAGCCCAGUGCCCUGAACAUCUUCACUCUGUUGGAGAGGGUGUCCGGGAUCAUAGAUAAUGUGCAAGCGUGCCAGCAACGCAUGGAGGACAGGCAGCUGGAGCUGGAGAACACCGUGAAGACCAUCCAGGCGGACUUGGUGAAGUUGGCGAAGGAGCACACAGGGACGAGUAGCACCGUGGAGAAACUUCUAGAGAAAACACGCAAGGUCAGCUGCCACGUCAAGGACGUCCGUGUACGGGUGGAGAAGCAGAACAUACGUGUCAAGAAAGUGGAGGAAACUCAAGGCGAGCUGCUGAACAAGAACAAGUUCCGUGUUGUCAUCUACCAGGGAGAUAACGAGGUCCCAGCUGUAGCUGCUCCUAAAGCAUCUCCGAAGGGAGCAAUGGGUGGAGACUCUCCCAUAGACCCAGAUGCCCCAGACGCUCCGCUUCCCGACUCGGAUGAGGAAUACAUGGUCGUUGAGGAGGCCGACUCAUCUACUGCUGCCAAACUAAAGAAGACUGGCCUGAAGCGCUUUGAAAGUCUGAGGCAGACCUUCUCCCGUGAGAACAUGACUAAGACCAAAGAGAAUCUGGGCAUCAAGGUCAACAAGCUGGGUGAGCGCAUAGUAACGGCAGAACGACGUGAGAAAAUCCGCCAGUCUGGGGAACGGCUGAAACAGUCUGGUGAGCGUUUCAAGGAAACCAUCACAAAAACCGUGCCAGCAAAACUCAACCUGAAGAAGGAAAGGACGGUGGCUGAAGGUCAGGAGGGAGCUGAAGGGACCACGGAAGGAACAGCACCCAUCCCACCACCGAAGGGCCGCAAGGCCAGCCCCGGUGUGGCCUACUCAGAGCCAACGGAGAAACAAGAAGGUCCAGAUGAGGGCAAGAGCGAGGAAUCGGAAGUGCCAAUGUAUGAUAUGAAGCAGCUUUCUUAAGCCGCAAGUCUUGACAGUCACAUUUGGGGAAGACUUUCGUACAGAUAUGAAUUUGAUUAUGGAGAACUUGAAGGUGGAAAAAUUGUAAAUUUCAGAGAUCUUGCAUCUAAACAUGAAUUAGUGGAUGGUUACGACAAUUGAAUGAACGGAAUAAGGAAGUUGUACGUUACAAACAAUACCCAGAGGUGUUUUUUUUUCUUGUUU